Rhipicephalus sanguineus (brown dog tick) is the source of this 1527-nucleotide messenger RNA. Its product is annotated as protein brambleberry. Bases 118 to 1527 code for a protein of 469 amino acids. The record is from RefSeq and is a predicted model, not a curated record. The transcript has 9 exons. Lineage: Eukaryota; Metazoa; Arthropoda; Arachnida; Ixodida; Ixodidae.
AGCGUGCUUCCGAUUAGUAUGCGUUGCGGCGCAUGACAACUAAUCUACGCUGCACGCACUGACACGUCUAGGCCUGCUAAUCGGCGUAUCUCACCAAGGAGCACCAGUUCCUACGCCAUGCGUUGUUAUACGGUUGUGGUUUUGUUGACCGUCUUGGUCCGUGCCAACUGCUUCUUUAGUUGGUUCGCGAGCAAGCCUGUGCCUUCAACCACUCCGGUUGCGGAUCCGAAGGACUUUACGAAGGAUGGGACAGUUGCCGUUGUUCCGUUUGAAAUGAAAACAGCCGACGAAGACUUUCUCCAAGAAGGCAAAAAAUACGGACUCCAAAUGUCUACAUUGGACGUGUGCCACCACAAGGUGCUACUAGGUUUGACGUCGUCCUGCUCGCAGCUCAACGAGGAAGACCUUGGAAAGCUCAGUGUGAGGCUGCUAAACUGUCAGUCAGCUGUUGAAGGGCGGCCUACAUUUGCUUGCACAGAUGAAAUGACUUUACGGCAAUGCACUCAAGGAAUGGACCAGCACACUUGGAACACCUACCACUUGAUCAGCAACAGAGCCAGAGCUGUCUGCUACAGCACACGGCAGCAGCAGUUUUAUGCCAAGACUGAAAUGACUGUUAACAAGUUGGUUUGGACCACUGACCAGCAGGUGAAGGCAAUGUCGCAGCUGGAGCAAGAGCAGCAGAAAGUGAGUGCAUUGACGAGUCAGACACUGGAGACCAUGUCCUCGGGCCAAAAAGCCCUGAUGCAGCAGCAGGAGAAGCUGAAGAGCUCUCAGCAGAGUGUGCAGAACUUUGUGGCCGCGAACCUGAAGGAGCUGAUGCUUGAGAAGGCUCUCAUUGCUGCUGGACAGAGGGAGCUUGCUCAGAUGACCAACACCAUUCGCAAGAAGCUUGAUGCUGCGAGCACCAUGAUGCUGUCCAACGAACAACAGCGGCAGGUGAAUCAUCGAGAACUGCUCAAAGACCUGAAGGCUGUCCAGGACUAUGCAAAGUUCUUGCAAGAAAGGCUAGAGCAAACAACUCGAGAGGUCCUUGGUCGCCAGGAAACUGCUGCUGUGCGUUUUGAGGAGACUCUGAACAACCUCGGCAAGAUAAAUGCCAGCAUUGGUUAUGUACAGGAAGUGAUUGACACAAUGCAAAAGGACAUCGACAGCAAGUUUGGUUGGCUGGUGCGGCUACUGCACAGCACAGGUGGCCAACUGAGUGCAAUCUACUGCUGUGUACUGCACUCUUGCUACCUCCUGGUAGCCAUGUUCCUCGCAGCUUUCCUCCACUUCCCAAUGCCAUCACGUCUGUUUCUGCUCUUCAUUGUGCCCACCAAUGCAGUUGCCAGCGUUCGGGAGAGUUGUGGCCUUGACUUUGGGCCUCUCACCAUUCUGUUGGCCAUCUUUCUCACAGGGGACAUUGCGUGCCAUGCCAUUCGAAGUUUCUGUCAGCGCCGCUCUUCCCUGCGUCCUGCUCUUGAUGCAAGGCCUUAUGAGGAUUUCUCGAGGACUGCAAACAGCUUUACCUUCUCUAGGCUGUAG